This is a messenger RNA of Penicillium macrosclerotiorum, 1941 nucleotides long. RefSeq names its product fungal specific transcription factor domain-containing protein. Gene Ontology annotation, biological process: positive regulation of transcription by RNA polymerase II; DNA-templated transcription. The transcript is spliced from 3 exons. Lineage: Eukaryota; Fungi; Ascomycota; Eurotiomycetes; Eurotiales; Aspergillaceae. Gene Ontology annotation, molecular function: DNA-binding transcription factor activity, RNA polymerase II-specific; zinc ion binding; sequence-specific DNA binding. The coding region runs from base 1 to 1941 and encodes 646 amino acids. The record is from RefSeq and is a predicted model, not a curated record.
AUGCAAGAAGCUCAAUGGGGAUUACUGGGAGACCGGAAGGCCGUGAUAUUGCAUCUGCUUACUGAUCUCGAUCAGGACAAGCAUUACAGAUUCGAGCGCUGCGUUGUCCGACUUUCUUUUACUGGCGACGAUUCAGCCAUGAGGUCGAGUAACAAUAGUGCGCCUAAUCCUCCUGAAAUACCGCGCUUGAUACACCCCCCAGUCCCUGCACACUUGAAGGGUAUGGAUCAUGUGAAGAACCGUUCGAAACGAGCCACUGGGCAGCUCAAUAUUGAGGCAGGUCCAGCCACUGUGGGAGGGAGCCUGACCAGAAGCUCGGAGUAUGAGACCAAAACAUCGUGGAACUAUACCAGCCACUGGGAUCGAGGGGAGUCGAGUGACUACAUGGGUCACUACACAAGAGCGAGUUGGUGUUUGGAAAACCUCGGACGCGAUCAAAAUGACGAUGUUAGCAAACUAUACGCAGGUAUGGUCUUGAACCAUUUCUCCAGCCCAGUCUUUGUCUCUUGCUCCGUCGAGGCCAAGCUUUCUAGCCGUCUACGGAUGUUUGAGCGGUUCAAAAGUAAAGAUAGAACGCCCACUUUCAUCGAGAUACCCAUGCCAAAGGCCCUGCCACCCACGGAUCUUACGGCUGCUGUCAAGGGGUUGGAAGAGAACAUCCAAGCCAAGAUGUACCGGGGAAUGGCGAUCGAUCGUAGCAUUGCCGCUCUGCGUAACUUCGAUAGGUCCCUUCCGCACGUACAUAAUUCCAAGUCUGAUACAAGUUUGAACCACGUGCAAGACUUGGUGAAGAGCGUCAAAGAUAUUGUUGUUGAGCCGUCAAGACAGCCACGAUUCUUGGGACAGAGCGGCGGAAUUACCCUCGCCAGAUUGGUCAUAUCAGCAAUCCGCGUCGAUGCCUUGCCUUCUCCUCUGCUAACUGAGCCACGCCCAUACAACCCUUCUUCAUUUUCAAUGGCAGCGGAGGCUUCUCUUCCACCGCGCCAGGCCGCGGAUCAUCUGGUAAAUGUCUACUUUCAGUACCACACACCGCAUCUACCCGUCGUGGAGCGUGCCAGGGUGGAAGAGGCCAUUGAAAGCGCAUAUCAGGCCAUGAGUGGCCAGCAACUCCCGAACCGUGCCGUAGAAGAGGAUAUCUUCAUAUGUUACAUGAUUCUCGCUAUCGCCCUCUGCGAUGUUUCAAACCCAUCGGGAGGUCGACCAAGUCAGAGUGAGGGAUGCUUCAGGUCAGCCAUGAGUUGGUACGAAAAGGUUGUCGCGAGCUCAAAAAGCGAUGUCGAGACCCUCCGUACUAUUCUCCUUUUGGCUCAAUUUAUUGCAUUAUGUCCUUCUCAGGGAAGCCUGUGGAAUUUGACUGAUAUCGCUUUACGUUUGUCCAUCGACAUAGGCUUGCACUGGGAAAGUGAAGACCAUAUUGCGAAUCUUGAUCCGGCUAUUUUGUACGACCGCCGGCGUCUAUGGUACUCGACAUACCAAUUUGACCGUAUCUUGUGCAUCACACUCGGUCGCCCUUUUGGUAUUAUCGACGAAAGUGUACGUGUGCCAUUUCCAAAUCCUUGGGCUGUCGAUCGAAGGACCUCUGGCAGCGAAUCUAUCGAACUAGACAUCCAUAGCCAACGAGCUCAUAAUAAUUUAUUUACUUUAUCCAAGCUUGAGUCUGAGAUAAAACAUGCGCAACAUAGCCAGACUUGGGCUCCAAAACUAGCUUACCCUAAAGCAAACUAUGCUGUCUGGGUUCAGGAUAUCAAACCUCGUCUUGAAGAAUGGUACGCAACUAUUCCACAGAUAAAUAGGGCUCACCCAUUAUCCAUAUUUGCGCAUCAAGCGUAUUGGGAAUAUAUCUACAGAAAUGCAAUUCUCCUGCUGUAUCGGCCCAACUCAGCAGGAUUGCAAACAUCUCAGGAACAACAGUUCUCUCUUUCCACGCCUCUUGUCGACUAA